Molecule: messenger RNA, 5166 nt
Organism: Xyrauchen texanus (razorback sucker)
Lineage: Eukaryota; Metazoa; Chordata; Actinopteri; Cypriniformes; Catostomidae
Product: transient receptor potential cation channel subfamily V member 1-like
Exons: 15
Coding region: 2154-4463 (769 amino acids)
Biological process (GO): calcium ion import across plasma membrane
Cellular component (GO): membrane
Molecular function (GO): calcium channel activity; protein binding
Source: RefSeq, a predicted model, not a curated record
GUAAAAUGUCACCAGAUAUAUCACAUGUGUGCCCAGAGAUGCUCAUUUCUAUAUGGAGCAAUAGUAGCUUGUUUCUUCUUUACCUACAAAAAUACAAAUCUAAAUAUCCUCUCAUACGCUGUUGACCAUGUGCAACAUUAUUGGCCAAAGUAAUGCACUGUAAUGCAGUCUCUCUUUGGUGUGGGAUAUGAUCCCAUUUACAGAGAGGCUAAGUUGUAAUGUCCUAAAACAGACUAUUCAGUGCAUUAGAAUAUUCCAUUUGGUCAGACAUAAACUACCGUGUAUUUUUCUGGGAAAUGUUCCUUGAUGGAACAGUCAUAGUCCAUUCGCUGGAUGGGAUCAUAUAGCAUGUAAAAGCAUGAAAAGAAAUCAAUAAUUCAGUUUGUAAAGGUCUAUUAGAAGCGGCAACAAUCUGUGCCACCACACUUACUCAUUCACAGAUUGAAUGUGCUUAAUUUGUUCCUUAUCUAUUCUUCCUUAUUAAUGUGUUUCUACAUUUUGUAGGUCUGAACAUUUCUGCUUUUACCUUGACCUAUGAAUGAAUACACAUUUCUAUUUUGCUAAUUAACUUUGUAUGCUCAAAAGAUAAACACUUGAAAAACAGGCCUAAAGUGCUUAAGAGGUUGAUGUUGAGAUUAGAUGCUUUUAUGAUUAUGGCUUCAUAUAAUAACACCUAAUAACAUAUGAUACACACACAUAUGAUGCACAUUUAUUAAAACAUUAGAGACACAAAUACCAUUUUGUUGUUGUUGUUGAUAUUAAGAUAUGUGAGAUAACACUUUUUUCCAACGUAGACUUGGAAUAACAGCUUGGACUAUUAUCCAACAAACAAUUAACCUAACAUGAAAAAUGUGUUGCUUUGAACACAUAAAAAAUCGGACAUAUUGACUCACUGACAAGCGCCAUCUCCCAUCAGACAUUUUUGCAUGGACUCAAGAGUAUUUACCUUCCCUUGUGGCACCAUCAGAAGUGUGUUGGGUCAGCAACAUGGGGGACCCGGGUUCGGAGCCUGUGCUCACCGUGCAAAAACAUCUACCAUUCUAAUCAGCCAAAUCUUUUUCCCCUGGAUGGAACAUGUGUGCCGCACAAACCCAUUAGAAUCAAAAUAUGAUUAACGAUUCUGACAACACUAGUCACAAAUCUUGUGGAAUUUUAACCUAAUACUACAAAACGCAAUGCCUCUUCAGACAUUUAUGAUUUCCAGUGAUUUUUUAAAUGGACUCUUUGCACAGACUGGGAUGACAUGUUUCCACCAUAUUUAGCAGCAUAAAUCGAACAAACUUUUUUAUAUUUGUUUUCUCCCCUUUUCGCCCCAAUUUGGAAUGCCCAAUUCACAAUGUGCUCUAAGUCCUCAUGGUGCCGUAGUGACUCGCUUCAAUCCGGGUGGUGGAUGACAAAUCUCAGUUGCCUCUGCAUCUGAGACAGUCAAUCCAUGAAUCUUAUCACGUGGCUUGUUGAAUGUGUUACCGCGGAGACAUAGCGUGUGUGGAGGCUUCACACUAUCCUCUACAGCGUCCAUGCACAACUCAACAUGCAUGACAAUAUAGCGACCACAAGGAGGUUACCCCAUGCGACUCUACCCUCUCUAGCAACUGGGCCAAUGUUUGUUGCAUAGAAACCUGCCUGGAGUCAUUUAGCAUGCCCUGCUUUUUGAAAAAAAAUUUAUUAUUAUUUAGUAGUAAAAUGAUAACAUAAUUCUUUGCGUUAUAUUACCCUGGUACUAAUAUUAAGAACUAAUCUACACUGCUGCUAUGGGGUUAAAAAUACAGCUGUUGAUGGAGAUACAGUAAAUUUGGCAUCUUUUUCUCUUCUGAUUGCUGUAAUCCACCACUCUCUAUUUUGUUCUUGUUUUGGAAAGUCAUGGAAAAAUAAUAGUAGUUUUUUAGUCUUUUGCUGUUGGAGCAAAUGGGAAUGCAAAAUAAUAUUUGCGGUGGAAUCCCAUUCACCAUUAUAGAAGUUUACCCUGCAAUACUGUACUUCGGCAUUCCAAACCUGGAAAUGUGAAAAGGGUUCAUUCCAAAAGCUAUUAUGCUAUUGCUUUGGUAUUUGGGUCAUGGGUUUUAUCCUUCCUCAAUAUAUCUUUGUCCUAUAUCUGCCAAUGAUGUCAAUUUUUUGCAGCAUACCUGCAGUUGUGAAACUACAAGGCAAUCACGAUGAGCAAACCAAAAGACAGCAGUUUCGUAUCAUUCACUCUGGAGGUGGAUGACAGAACAGAAGAGGAGAGGGCCAAGGCCAAGCAAGCGAGGAAAGGUUGCUCUAAGGACAAGAUGCCCAUGGACUCUAAUUACCUGGAAGAUGUUGUGGCUGCUGCACCCAAAGUUAGAUUUAACUACCACUUUGACAGGCAAAUCAGACAAGCGAAAGAGGAACCAGCUGAACAGAACAGCAAGAACUUUACGAUUGAGGAUCUAUUUGAGGCGGCAUCCAGUGGCGACAUCUCUAAACUGCAGGGUUUACAGCAGUACCUGCAAAAAAGAAACAAACAUCUAACUGAUUCUUUAUAUAUGUCCAAUGGAAAGACAGCCCUGCUGAAAGCUCUUUUAAACUUGAAGAAUGGCGAGAAUGACACAGUUGAAUAUCUUCUUGACAUUGCAGAGAAAACAAACGAUUUACAGAAAUUCAUAAAUGCUGCAUACACAGACAGUUACUACAAAGGUCAGACAGCUCUCCAUGUUGCCAUUGAAAGGAGGAGUGCAAAGUUUGUAGAGAUGCUGGUAAAGAAAGGGGCAGACGUCCAUACUAAAGCCUGUGGGACAUUCUUUCAGCCCAAUAAAAGCAUGUGCUUCUAUUUUGGUGAGUUACCAUUGUCACUGGCUGCUUGCACAAAUCAGCCAGACAUUGUAGACUUUCUGAUGGAUAACCCUUACCAGCCAGUGGAUCUCCAAGAGAAGGACUCUCAUGGAAACAUGGUGCUUCAUGCCCUAGUAGAGGUGGCCGAUAAUAGUUCUGAGAACACAGAGUUUGUCAUUGACAUGUAUGACCACAUCUUAACCAAAGCUGCUCAACUUCACCCCAAGCUAAAGCUGGAGGAAAAUGAGAACAAUCAGGGACUAACUCCUAUCAAACUAGCAGCCAAGACAGGAAAAUGUGAGCUGUUCAGGCACAUUGUUCGGCGGGAGUUUAAAGAGUGCAGACACCUGUCACGGAAGAUCACAGAAUGGGUCUAUGGUCCAGUGUGCUCCUCUCUCUAUGAUCUUUCGUCCCUUGACACCUACAAGAAGAACUCUGUACUGGAGAUAGUUGUCUAUGGCAGUGAGAUUCCUAAUCGUCAUGAUAUGCUUAAUACUGAGCCACUCAAUAAACUACUAGAAGAAAAGUGGGACAGAUUUGCUCAACGGAUUUUCUUUUUCAACUUCUUUGUUUAUUUUGUCUACCUUUUCAUCUUCACUGCAGUUGCUUAUCAGCACCAACCAGGGGAGCCUCCACAUACUUACGGGAAUCAAAGGGAAGACUACCUGCUUCUUACAGGACACAUCAUAUCUGCCAUUGGAGCGCUUUACUUCUUUUUGAAAGGGUUAAUAGAUAUGGUCAGAAAGCGUCCAAGAUUUCAGACCCUGUUGAUAGACGGAUACACUGAUGAGCUUUUUUUUCUGCAGGCCCUACUCUUCAUGGUGUGUGCUGUACUGUACUUUCUUGGUAAGGAUGAAUAUCUGGCCUUUCUAGUUCUGUGCCUUGCUCUGAGCUGGGUAAACCUCCUCUACUUCUCCAGGGGGUCCAAAUUCAUGGGAAUCUACAGUGUUAUGAUCCAAAAGAUGAUUCUUGGAGAAAUUUGGCGAUUCCUUGUUGUAUACAUGGUCUUUCUCAUUGGAUUUUCUGCAGCUGUGGUAACGCUUCUUAAAAAACCUAAAGGCCGUUCUUUGAUCAACAUUUUGGAUGCAACUGACAACUGCGUGAAAACCUCAAUGCAUAGAAUUUACUUCAUCACUCUGGAGAUGUUUAAAUUUACGAUUGGUAUAGGAGAUCUGGAGUUCACAGAUCAAUAUAAAUAUAAGGAGGUGUUUUAUCUGCUGUUGAUCGUCUAUAUUGUACUGACGUACAUCCUGCUGCUGAACAUGCUGAUAGCACUGAUGAAUAAAAGUGUGGAGGAGAUGUUCAAUGAGAGCACCAGAAUCUGGAAACUACAGCGUGCGAUCACCACCUUGGACAUAGAGUGGAUUCUUCCUCGCUGUCUAAAAAAAAGGCUGCGCUCAGGGGUAAUGAAGGACCUGGGCAGGGGGCAAGAACCGGAUCAACGCUGGUGCUUCAGUGUGGAAGAAGUCAACUGGAAUCAGUGGAACAGAAACCUUGGUAUAGUGAACGAGGAUCCUAGGAAUUUAUGCAUGCACGUACCAUCCCCAACUGAACACCAGAAAGAGCCUAGAUGGGGUGGAAUCGAGCAAGUUUUCAGUAUAUGGGGAACACUAAGACGCACACGGCGCAGCAAUACAGAGGAGUUAUCCUCUAGCCGAGGUCUCAAUCUCUGAUGGUCUUUUGGUGACAAAUACCACCAGUGGACUGUGAAUCACUGCGUAAUAGUGUAUAUGUGAUGUGCCAGGUUUUGAACACCUUUUGUACACACACACACACAAAAAAAAACUGUAUAAAGCAUGAAUGCUUGCCAUGGAUACCUUUUAUAAAAGUUUUUUUUUGUGUUUUAGGUAAAUAGCCCUAUACAUGGUUCCCACAUUUUCAAACUAAUAGAUUUCCAUUUCCACUUUUCAAUUCGUUCAUGUUAUUAGACAAGGAAUUUUACAAAUAAUUUAUAAAUAGGGUCAUUUUUAACCAAUUUUCAAAUUUGGAGCUGAUCUUAACAAGGGAGAAAAACAUUUAUUCACAACAACUUUUUUUGUAUUAAUUUCCAGGCCUGGAAAAUCACAAGUUUAAAUUCUCUGGAAUUUCCAGAUUUUCCAUGACUGUGGGAACCCAGCCUAUAAUGGCAAUUUUCCACUGCACGUUACAGUUUGACUCGCCUCAACUCUACUCGCUUUACAUUUCUGAGCUUGCAUUUCCAGUUUACAAGGGUGGGAUUAUAGGAUGAUCGUCAUAGUUGCGCCACCUCUACUGCCAUGACAUCAUCGUAAACACGACACAAACUGACCAAAACAAUAACACAACUGCUAGCUGUUAGCUACUAGCUUAUUGUGCUGCAAAAAGCAGUUGUUGAUUUAACACAAGUGUAACAGUUAA